This is a messenger RNA of Rangifer tarandus platyrhynchus (Svalbard reindeer), 234 nucleotides long. The record is from the annotation of a GenBank genome assembly. Lineage: Eukaryota; Metazoa; Chordata; Mammalia; Artiodactyla; Cervidae.
AUGGUCUCCAGUCACCCCCCCAACCCCCCUGCAGCUCAUCUCUUCCUGUCGCCGUCCGCGACAUCCUCCAGCCCGCAAGUGCUGUUUGCCCCAACGAGGUCAGACAGUGAGCGAGGCAGCGACAACCCGAGGGCCGGACACCGGAAAGCGAACCGCAGGUCCAUUCUCAGAGCCGCGCCAGCCCCAAUACCCGCCCCGCACCAGGCGGGAAAUCUGGCACCCGAGCGGCGAUGA